CUACUCACACACUUCGCAGAAACAAUGUUCGCACUUGCACCAAAUGCAGCCCUAACUCAGGCCUCAAUCACGCUCUUAAACAAGUACUCUACCUUUACGACCUUCGCCGAAGAUGGUAAAGGACCAUGGGAUCAUAUUAAAGACUCGCAAGAACAAUAUGACUACAUCGUUUGCGGAGGUGGUAGUGCCGGUUGUGUGGUGGCUAAUCGUUUAGCGGAGGACCCAAAGGUCAAUGUCCUUGUCCUCGAGGCUGGCUACUCGGAUGACAUUAUCUCAUCAAUGACCCCCGUCACUUUAAUGUACCACGUCGAUACCGAUAGAGACUGGUGCUUAAAAACCACUCCUCAGAUCCAUGCAGAUGGGCGAGUUAUGAAGCAGCCUCGAGGCAAGAUGCUAGGUGGAUCAAGUUCUAUUAACGCUAUGAUUUACCAUCGUGGUGCAUCUUGCGAUUACGACGAAUGGGAGUCGCUAGGCAAUCCCGGGUGGUCUUACAAGGAAUGCCUGCCCUACUUUAAAAAGUCGGAAGGGUUUAAUGACCCAGAUUUGCCGCCAUCCCACCCUAGGGGACCAUUGACCAAAAGAAUUCGCAAAGCAAAGUACGAGACCUAUGAGCCAGAGUACCACGGUACAGAAGGGCCAUGGCAAGUCACUUUUCAUUACCUUCAUGGUUCCUCUGAGAGGUUCAUCGAGGUGAAUAUGAUGGAAGGUGUGCCCCGCAACAAGGACUUCAAUGGUCGGACGACGUUAGGCGUGAAUAGGAUUCAAACAUUCAUUCAGCGCGAUGGUACCCGGAGUUCAUUAGCUAGAGCGUUUCUCAAAGGCAAACAAAUUGUUCCAGGUGGAGGUGCGAGGGGGAGAAUCAGAGUGGUUUACGGUGCGAACAUCAGCCGUAUCCUUACCCAGGCACGGAGGGGUGUUAAAAUGGCUUAUGGAGUUGAGUUUUUGGACCAUAAAAAUGUUCAACGACGUGUUCUAGCUGCGAGGGAAGUACUUCUUUGCGCAGGUGCAUUUGGGUCACCACAUCUACUUCUCGCCUCUGGGAUUGGCCCAAUUCGUCAACCCUCUAUUCCUCAUGUCCAUACGCUCCCCGGAGUAGGCAUUAACCUUGAGGAUCAUUUAUGUGUGGAAGUUGUAUUUCGAGCAAGGUCUCGUGCUCAUGUCACUCAUGGGGAUAUGAACUUUCCUCGCGUACUGUUAUCGGUCCUUAAUUACAAGCUCUACGGCACCGGCGUUAUGACUUGCCAAGUCGGCGAGGCUGCCAAUUUCGUGAGACUGGAGGAUAUUGCUCCAGACUUUGUGGAGCGCGAAAAGGCCAACGGAACGUACAAGGAGCGAGCUAGUGGUCCAAACUCGCCUCAUAUCGAAGUUAUAUUUAUUCCAGGUUACUUUAAAGGCCAUGGAAAGGAAGUGGCAACUGACACCAAAAACUAUUAUACCCUGGUCGCCGUGCUGCUCCACCCUUGCUCCUCCGGCACUGUCACGAUUCGGCCAAAGGAACAAACAAGCGGUUCAUCAACAGCGGAAUGGGAGACAGUAAUUGACCCCAAUUACUGUUCGGAUCCGUUUGAUGUCCGUGUCCUGGCAGAGGCUAUUAAGUUCAUGCGUAAACUCGGUCGUCGAUUAAACGAGGAUCCCGAAGUUGGAGGGCGGGAAAUUUAUCCAGGCGAGGAAGCUGUUCCAGAUCACGACGAUGCCAAGCUCCAGCAAUAUGUGCGACAGACAAGUAAUACGAUCUAUCACCCCACAUCCACUUGCCGUAUGGGGCCUACAUCGGAUCCGUUGGCAGUGGUUGAUAGUCGACUGAACGUACAUGGUAUAGAAAAGCUAAGGGUGAUUGAUGCAAGUGUGAUACCGAAGAUACCUGGCGCCCACACCUGUGCACCAGUUGUUAUGAUUGCAGAGAGAGCAAGUGAUUUUAUCAAGGAGGACUGGCAGGAUUUAGAGGCGCAUCAGAAAGAGCAAUAAAAUAAAAACAAAGAUG
Messenger RNA from Lobosporangium transversale, 1981 nucleotides. RefSeq lists its product as hypothetical. The coding region runs from base 25 to 1965 and encodes 646 amino acids. Lineage: Eukaryota; Fungi; Mortierellomycota; Mortierellomycetes; Mortierellales; Mortierellaceae. The transcript has 3 exons. Gene Ontology annotation, molecular function: flavin adenine dinucleotide binding; oxidoreductase activity, acting on CH-OH group of donors. The record is from RefSeq and is a predicted model, not a curated record.